This is a messenger RNA of Solea senegalensis (Senegalese sole), 4568 nucleotides long. It is a transcript of the gene arhgef3, whose product is annotated as Rho guanine nucleotide exchange factor (GEF) 3. NCBI's taxonomy places the organism in Eukaryota, Metazoa, Chordata, Actinopteri, Pleuronectiformes, Soleidae. Gene Ontology annotation, molecular function: guanyl-nucleotide exchange factor activity. The transcript is spliced from 11 exons. Gene Ontology annotation, biological process: intracellular signal transduction; positive regulation of Rho protein signal transduction. Bases 458 to 2515 code for a protein of 685 amino acids. The record is from RefSeq and is a predicted model, not a curated record.
UGUUCCUAAGGGUCUGUUGAUCCACUUAGACUGUGACCUGAUGAGUUGGAGGAGCAGGACAAAGGUGGAGCGCGGCAGACAGAAGAAGAGAAAAGAUAACGUUUAAAAACUUUUAAAAGUCUGACAGAGGAUUAGAAGAAGCCUCUCCUGGAUUAGCAGUGGAGGAGUAAAGUGAACCAAACAAGGUGGAGAGGAGACAUACGAGAACCCACAAUGUGACUGUGAAGGAGGUGAUUCAAAGGAGGAGAGAGAGAAAUCAGGAGCAGGAAAAAGGAGAAGUGGUUUGGAGCUGUUGACUUUCAUGUGGGGAGGAGAAACCAGAGGCGAGCCAAUGUGACUGUGGGGUAAAAACAGGGUGACCUGGAGGCCGAGGAGCAGCAGGUGUUUGCAGAGAGAGAGAGAGAGAGAGAGAGUUCAUUAACACUUGAACUGUGUUUGAGAAGCAGAUCUGGUCCUGAUGAUGGGCUGCUGUCUCUUUGUUUACUAUCGGAAGAAGAGGAAGCAGGCGAGCAGAGAUGCAGACUCCCUUAGCCUCUGCAGUCUGGACAUCAAUGAGCCCAGCACCAAGCGCAGUAAGCCUGUAUCUAGGGUGGCAUCUCUGGCCAACCUGCUGCCACCCGUCAAGACCACCCCGCUGAAGAGGAUUGGUCAGACGCUGCAGCGCUCCAUUAGUUUUCGUAAUGUAAGUCAGACAGAGAGAGCUGCCCCUCCUCCUCCUCCUCCUCCUGCUUCCUCCUCAACUACGAUGAAGACGCGCACUAUCUCAGCGACUGUCUCCAACUCCUCCUCUUCCACGGCUGCAACAAGGAGCUCCACAGCCACAGCUGCCAAGCGCCGCGACAGCAAACUUUGGAGCGAGACAUUUGAUGUCCGUAUGGGAGCGAUGCAAUCUCUGAGCCCCAAAGAGAUAAAACGACAAGAGGCCAUAUUUGAGUUGGCUCAGGGCGAGCAAGACUUAGUGGAGGAUCUCAAGUUGGCUAAGAAGGCCUACCAUGACCCAAUGCUGAAGCUAUCAAUCAUGACUGAGGAGGAACUGAACCAGAUCUUUGGCACUCUGGACUCACUGAUACCCCUGCAUGAAGAUCUGCUGAGUUGCCUCAGAGAUGCCAGAAAACCUGACGGGUCCACAGAACAUGUGGGACACAUCCUGAUAGACUGGCUGCCCUGUCUCUCCUCCUACACUCCGUACUGCAGUAAUCAGGUAAAGGCCAAGGCCUUGCUGGACCGGAAGAAGCAGGAUCGGCGAGUCCAGGACUUCUUGCAGCGCUGUCUCCAGUCACCCUUUAGCAGGAAGUUGGACCUAUGGAAUUUCCUAGACAUUCCUCGCAGCCGACUGGUGAAAUAUCCGCUGCUUCUCCGGGAGAUCCUGAAACACACGCCCAACGACAACGCAGACCGGCAGCACUUGGAGGAGGCGGUGCUCAUGGUUCAGAGUGUGGUUGCGGACAUCAACCAGCACACGGGGGAAUCAGAGUGUCAGUACUACAAGGAUCGUCUUUUGUACACCGAGGAAGGACAGAGAGACGAACUCAUUGAUCGGUCCAGGACCCUCAGCUGCCAUGGAGAGCUGAAGAACAACAGAGGACUCAAGCUUCAUGUCUUUCUGUUCCAGGACAUCCUGGUUAUCACCAGGUCACUUUCACUCAAUGACCAGUCAUUCACCUACCAGCUCUGCCGCCAGCCAAUCCCCAUCCGGCAGCUCGACCUGGAGGAUCUAUCGGACGGAGAGAUGAGAGUGAGCGGCUCCAUCAGAGGUGCUUUCAGCAACAACGAACGGACAAAGAACUUCUUCCGGGUUUCAUGCCGUACUGCAGGUCAGCCUCAGAGCCACUGUUUCCAGGCCAGUGACGCCUUCAACAAACAGCAGUGGAUCAAUUGCAUCAGACAAGCCAAGGAGGCCGCAGCACUGACUGGAGACCAGCCAUCGCACACAGGACAAUGUCUGGAGACAAGACUUGGUAGAAGAACACCGAGUUUACAAGGUGAUCCAGGGAUUGAUGUUGAAAAGGGGAUGUGGGGGGAGAUGGAGCCCGGGCUUGGUUUGGAAGGAAAGGAUGCUCUGACUGGAGUUAGAGAGCUGAGCUUAGAUAAAGAGGCUGAUCCGACUCCAAAAACAAUGAGUGGUGCGGCCAUGGAGACAGACUUGACUCCAGAUGAUGGGACAAGGUUUGAAUUAGAUGGAGAAACAGGGAUGGACAGUGAGAUGAGGCUGAUGGUCAGUGAGGCAGAGACAGGCGAGAUGGAGACAGGGCUGGGUUCCUGUCAAGAGACACGGGCAGAGCCAGUAACUAUGGAUGCAGGAAGAGGAGAAGAAGGAGAGACGAUCAGCACAAGUGACAUUGAUCAUCCCUCUCUUCUCUCCUCUGCUCCUCCCACUCAAGAGGAAGAGGAUGUCAUUAAGGGGGUCAAUGUCAUUGAGAUGUCAUUGAGUGGCGAUAAGGAAGACGAGGAGCUUGACACAGAUACCAUUGAAGCUGAAUCACUGGAAGACGAGGAGCUAACCCUCAGGUGCUGAUACAAGGACCAAGUGAACCAGGAUACACAGAAGGACUCUCAAUGCUGCCUGUCACAGGUGGGAUUUGAUGAUGAAAUGUCUGAAAGCACAUCAAUUCAAAUCAAUCAAUCAAGAACAUUGUAACUUCUGCUGGUAACACUGUGUUCUAGAAUGUCAAAGCAACUGUCACCCAAAACUCUGGAACACUGAUCUUGUCACAUGUGAUGAGCGUGUAGCAACUACACGGACGCUUUAAGAACUGGGAAUCAGUGGUGCUUCAUUCACAUGCUCCAAAUUACAACAGAUUUGCUCAGGUUAUGUGUUAUAACGACUCUCUGACUCCCCCUCACACAAGUAGAACAGAAAACUUUCACUGACAUCUGUCUCCUCAAGUGUCAACGUUUUAAUGUUCAUUGGACCAAAAUGCUCAUAUUAUGAUAAAAAGACAGACACUGGAGUUUUUUUCAUGCUCUUAAAACGUGUAUGGUUUCACUGCCUUUUGAAUACGAGGGGAGAAGUCACUGUCAUGUGAACUGCAGCUGUGGCCCUAAUGCCAACGAUCAUCCCACAUACCAACACUGACCUUGAACAAUCUUCACUCUGAAUAACGCUGCGUCCCACAUCAGUGACACUACGAUGACGCAAGGGUGCAAACAUGAAGGUUAUUCGUGGCUUCUUCCUGAGUUUAUUCCUGCAUAGUUAACAUUCGCUCACUUUCUUAUAUUUUGCAGUUGAUUUGCCUUUGACCGGUGGCUUUCACCUGAAUUAAUUCCACAGCUGUUCAAACUGCUGACAACAUCAUGCUAUUCCAAUAUUAAAAACAAAAUAAAUUUAACUUGUAAGGACAGUGGUUAUCACUUUCUUUGUUUGUGGUUAAAAUGAUCAUGGUCUACAUGGACAGAACAAUACCUGAGUGCAAUAUGAUUGCUCUCGCUGUAUUGUCUUGAUACACAGUCAAACUAUUUAAGUCAAUAUCAGACUGACGAAUGGGAUUAAUGCUUCCCUAUUGCUAACAGGCUGAUUAUAAUAUCUUGUGCAUAGCAUACAUGCAGAUCAGUAUGUGCACAUUAACUGACAAGUCAUGUCAGAAUAAAAAGCAAAAGGCAAUAAGAUAGAAUGAUGUUGCACAAUCACAAUUGAGGUCUCAAACUUUUUAGUCUUUCGCAGUGAUUUCAAUCUUUAUUUGGUCUAAGACCCAGGAACGGUAGCAACAAAUGGCCAAAUAGUGCGGGGAUUAAAACGACUCUGAUGUAAAUACUACACCAAUAUAUUAUAAAAGUUGGCUUUGUAAAUGCUCAGCACUAACUUUACAUCUCCAUUGUUGAGAUUUGGUUUAGUUAGUAUGCAGAAGAGCUACUUCAGUUUGUUCAAAAGUAAUCAUCUCAAACUUGUAUCUAUCAAUUUUGCUCUAUUUUUAUGUCAUUUGAAGGAUAACGUUAUUAUUCAUGAAGGAUUGUAUUAACUUGGAUGUAAUCUCCUAGCAGCAUUCCAAAUGUGAUCAUUGAUUUUCUCUUUGAAUCAUCUGUGUCCAGUACUUUUUUUUCCAUGUUCUGUAAAAUCCAAUGCAGGACUUUGGUCGUGAAACUCAAAGAGGUCCUGAUGGCGAGGCCCAGUGUGCAUGUACUACAUAUUUACAGUAUAUGUAAACUAUUAUGUAAAGAAUGUACAGUUUCUAUAUGAAUGUAGGAACAAAGCUAUUAUGUUUAUUACAUACAUAUACUGUAGAUGUGUAUGUAAUACAUUACUUACAGUGGCUGGACAAUCCAUUUAAUACAUUUCCAGUGUGAUGAUGAUAAAUUCAAGGGUUUAGUUACAUCAAAGAAAAGAGUUGAGCAACCCAAGACAAAACCUGUGCACACUGUCUCUUUCUUUUUAUUCUGUUGAGUAAAAAAAAUAAAUAAAAAGGCAAUAGUUAGCUGAUGUAUUAGCUAAUGUUUUCAUUGUCAGAAUGCAAAACAUCAAUAAAUGUUUUUUUAAGGAGACUGAAUGGUUACUAGUGGAAGUGUUGAAAUGAAGACAAGCUAAAGCCAUCGGCCUAUAUUAAUUAAUUAAUAAUAAUCAAUAUUAUUAAGCA